CGGUGUCGCAGAUAGCCGAAGUCGAGACCUCGACAACUCCCAGCUUCGUCAAAGGGACCUCCUCGUCCUUGUCCCAAACAGUAUCUGAAUAGCGACCGAAUCGGUCAUGUUUUGCCCCUAGGGUUCAAUUUGUCCUACAAAGAAUACAUCGCACUGCACGCCGGCCGCGCAGUCCCCGCUGCUAUUGAGUAGUAGCACCCUCUCUUUUUCCGGUGGACGGGUCAAUCCCGCCAAACAGCCACAUCGAGGUGCAUCGUGUACAAAAGAAGAUUAUUUGGGCGCAAUCGUUCCUCGCCCGUCCUCACUAUGCCAUCCACUUACUCGGACGAUCCGCUACGGUCUGGCCUCGAUCGCUUCAGAGACCAUAGUCCCAGCCAGCAUCGAAGAAGCAUGUCGCAAGAAACAGACUCCACCGUGUCCACGACGAGCAUCGUCUUCGAUCGCAUACAAGAACGUCUCGACACCAAGGAGUUCCCCUCUCGCGGCACCGAUGGCGACGAUGACGACUCGCUCAAGGACGAGCUGAACAAUGACGAUCUCGAAACCGGGCCCUUCUUGGGCAACGCCAGUCCGUCUUCCCGUUCAGACCAGCGCUCGCCCGGCGACGGCCAGCGUAUGGAUCGCAGUUUGAGGAGAUGGCUAUUUAUCGUUUCGGGAGCGUUGGUCGCUACUUGGGUCAUCGGCCUCUUCGUCUUCGUCUCGCAUAAGGCCUACAAGCCAUCCUCCUCCUUCGCGCAUGACCCCCAAGCAACAGUCACGCACGGAAGUGGCAAGAAGGUCACCCUAGACCAAGUCUUGAAAAAUGAAUGGCGCGCAAAGAGCCAUUCCAUCAGCUGGAUCGCCGGUGCAAACGGAGAAGAUGGCCUUCUUCUGGAGAAGGAGGGCGCCGGGAAAGACUACCUUGUGGUCGAAGAUGUGCGAGCUCAGAACCCUUCCUCCGUCCAAGCCUCCAAGAGCAAGACCCUGAUCAAGGACAAAUCAUUUGAAUUUGCCAACAAAACAUACUGGCCCACUGUCACGGUUCCCAGUUGGGAUCUGAAAAAAGUCCUGCUUGCGACGGACGUUAAGAACAACUGGCGCCACUCAUACUACGCUGUCUACUGGAUCUUUGACGUUGAGACCCAGCAGGUUGAGCCUCUGGUUCCCUACGAUGUCGAGGCUCGGCUCCAGCUGGCGUCAUGGAGUCCUACCAGUGAUGCCAUUGUCUACACACGGGAUAACAACAUGUUCCUUCGCAAACUCGACAGUGAUAAGAUUGUGCAGAUCACCAGGGACGGCAGUGCAGACGUAUUCAACGGUGUCCCCGACUGGGUCUACGAGGAAGAGGUGCUGGCAAGUGGUGUCGCUACCUGGUGGUCCGAGGACGGCAAUUACGUCGCAUUCCUCCGAACCAACGAGACAGGUGUCCCCGAGUAUCCCAUCCAGUACUUUGUGUCAAGGCCCAGUGGUGAGGAGCCCAAGCCGGGAGAGGAGAACUACCCCGAGGUCAGAGAAAUCAAGUACCCGAAGGCCGGCGCACACAACCCUAUUGUCGACCUCAAGGUUUAUGACGUGAAACGUGGCGAUGUCUUCUCCGUUGAUAUCUCAGGCCGUUUUGCCGACGACGACCGCCUUAUCACUGAGGUUGUCUGGGCCGGAAAGCAGGUAUUGAUCAAAGAGACAAACAGAGUCAGUGAUGUGAUGCGCGUCGUGCUGGUUGAUGUGGGAUCCCGCACUGGAAAGGCAGUCAGGACUGUUGAUGUCAACGCCAUUGACGGUGGCUGGUUCGAGAUCUCUCACAAGACCAAGUUCAUCCCGGCUGAUCCCGCCAACGGCCGGCCUGAUGAUGGCUAUGUCGACACCAUUAUUCACGACAAUGGAGAUCAUUUGGCGUACUUCACGCCGUUGGACAACCCAGACCCCAUCAUGCUCACCUCUGGGGAUUAUGAAGUGGUCGAUGCGCCAUCUGCCGUUGACCUGCAAAGGAACCUCGUCUACUUUGUUUCUACGAAAGAAUCCUCGAUCCAGCGUCAUGUCUACCAGGUCAAGCUGACCGGAGAAGAUAUGACACCGGUAACGGAUACCUCCAAGGAGGGCUACUACGCCAUCUCGUUCUCGACCGGUGCCGGAUACGCCUUGGUAUCCUACCAGGGCCCAGACAUUCCCUGGCAAAAGGUUAUCAGCACCCCGAGCAACUCCGACAAGUACGAGCAUGUCGUGGAGGAGAACAAAGAUCUCGCCGAAGCGGCCAAGAAGCACGAACUCCCGAUCAACAUUUAUGGCACUAUCAACGUUGACGGCGUAGAUCUCAACUACAUCGAGAGACGCCCGCCACACUUUGACAAGAACAAGAAGUACCCCGUUCUCUUCCAACAGUACAGUGGCCCCGUCUCUCAGACCGUCAAAAAGACGUUCGCUGUCGACUACCAGUCAUUUGUGGCUGCUGGCCUCGGUUAUGUCUGCGUUACCGUCGACGGGCGCGGAACAGGCUUCAUCGGCCGCAAGAACCGCGUCAUCAUCCGGGGCAACCUCGGAACCUGGGAGUCCCACGACCAGAUCGCCGCCGCGAAGCACUGGGCUCAAAAGGACUACAUCGACGAAGACCGCCUUGCCAUUUGGGGCUGGAGCUACGGCGGCUACAUGACUCUCAAGACCCUCGAGCAGGAUGCAGGCCAGACCUUCAAAUACGGCAUGGCCGUGGCCCCCGUUACCGACUGGCGCUUCUACGACAGCAUCUACACGGAGCGAUACAUGCGCACUCCGCAGACGAACCCCGAAGGUUACGAGGGAGCCGCCGUCACCAACGUCACCGCCCUUUCCCAGAACGUGCGCUUCCUCUUGAUGCAUGGUGUGGCCGACGAUAAUGUUCAUAUGCAGAACUCCCUUACGCUUUUGGACCGGCUUGAUCAGUCAACCGUUGAGAACUAUGAUGUUCACGUUUUCCCGGAUAGUGAUCAUGGCAUUUACUUUCAUAAUGCCAAUCGGAUUGUGUUUGAUAAACUGACGAACUGGCUGGUCAAUGCUUUUAACGGCGAAUGGCUGAAGAUCGUCAAUGCGCAGCCUAAUGGCAUGAAGCGGCGUGCUCUUCCCACUGCUUGAUCAUGAUGAGCAGUAUGCUGCUUGAGAUAGAGAGUUGCGUCGUGCUCCUGGCGUUUGGGUGAACAAAGGAGGCGUUUCGGCUUGGUUGGUUAUAAGCAGGUGGUCAGUUGUUGUUUGUAUACAAUUCUAGAUAUACGAGGAAAGGAAAGCAUGGUAUGAAUCUAUACCUUCACAGUUCUUAUACUCUUGUUGCUCGAUGGAGUGCAUGUUAUUCACCCGGCCCAAAGGACAUGCAUCCGUUAUUAUCGUUCCCAGUCAGUCGGGUUCGGGCCAUCCGUUCAGCUGGUUUGCGGCUUCUGUCCAUCAUUACCCGAACUCCCCCCAGUAACGAACAAGCGAAUCUGCAAACGAUCACGGUUCAUCGGCCGAAUGCUAGUGCAAGGAUGGAUGGUAGGUUGGUGGUUGGGUGCUUGCUUCCCCGGAU
This is a messenger RNA of Neurospora tetraspora, 3502 nucleotides long. RefSeq names its product putative dipeptidyl-aminopeptidase B. Bases 307 to 3078 code for a protein of 923 amino acids. The record is from RefSeq and is a predicted model, not a curated record. Gene Ontology annotation, molecular function: serine-type endopeptidase activity; dipeptidyl-peptidase activity. The transcript has 2 exons. NCBI's taxonomy places the organism in Eukaryota, Fungi, Ascomycota, Sordariomycetes, Sordariales, Sordariaceae. Gene Ontology annotation, cellular component: plasma membrane. Gene Ontology annotation, biological process: proteolysis.